ACAGGGUGCCCCAUUCGUGACAAUUGAUUAUUCCUUUAAAAGCGUGUCCUAGCUCCAAUUUAUGUCCUCACCACAAUACACCAUUCACUUGCAAGAAUCUGCAGCCUCUGAUUGUACUCUUGAAGCCCAAAAAUCCUGUACUAAAGUGUAUCAUGGUAUCCAUCAAGAUUCUAGCCUGCUGGCAGAUUCUUUUGGUCUUUCUAAUACACCCUUCACCCCAAGUUGCUUGUUUUUCCAAAAUGGUUUCUUUGGCCUCUGCUGCCACCACAGUUACUGCAGCUUCGGACAGUGAAGCAAAUGCAUUGUUAAAGUGGAAAUACAGCCUUGACAAGCCAAGCCAAGAUCUCUUGUCAACAUGGAAAGGUUCUAGUCCAUGCAAAAAAUGGCAAGGAAUUCAGUGCGAUAAAUCCAACUCUGUCUCCAGAAUAACUCUUGCAGAUUAUGAACUGAAAGGUACACUUCAAACCUUCAACUUCUCCGCUUUCCCUAACCUCCUCAGCCUAAAUAUAUUCAACAACUCCUUUUAUGGGACCAUUCCACCACAAAUUGGUAACAUGUCCAAAGUAAAUAUUUUGAAUCUUUCUACAAAUCAUUUCCGUGGUUCUAUCCCUCAAGAAAUGGGGAGACUAAGGAGUUUACAUAAGCUUGAUCUUUCCAUAUGUCUAUUAAGUGGAGCUAUUCCUAAUACCAUAACAAACUUGUCCAACUUGGAAUAUCUAGAUUUCGGUAGCAACAAUUUUUCUAGCCACAUUCCUCCAGAGAUUGGAAAGUUGAACAAGUUGGAGUAUCUAGGCUUUGGGGAUAGUCACCUUAUCGGUUCCAUUCCUCAAGAAAUUGGAAUGUUGACAAAUCUUCAAUUUAUUGAUUUGUCAAGAAACUCUAUCUCUGGUACUAUACCUGAAACAAUAGGUAACAUGAGUAACUUAAAUAUACUUUACCUUUGCAAUAACUCCCUUCUAUCUGGGCCAAUCCCAUCCUCCUUAUGGAACAUGUCUAACUUGACCGACCUCUACCUUUUUAACAAUACACUUUCUGGAUCAAUCCCUCCUUCCGUAGAAAACUUGAUCAAUUUAGAGUAUCUUCAACUUGAUGGCAACCACCUUUCUGGAUCCAUUCCUUCCACCAUUGGAAACUUGACAAAUCUCAUCGAGUUGUAUUUAGGACUCAACAAUCUUUCUGGAUCAAUUCCUCCCUCUAUAGGGAACUUGAUCAAUUUGGAUGUCCUUAGUCUCCAAGGAAACAAUCUUUCAGGAACUAUUCCUGCCACAAUUGGAAAUAUGAAAAUGCUCACCGUUUUAGAAUUGACCACCAACAAACUUCAUGGCAGCAUUCCACAAGGCUUGAAUAACAUUACCAACUGGUUUUCCUUCUUAAUAGCUGAGAAUGAUUUCACAGGCCAUUUACCACCUCAAAUUUGCUCUGCUGGGUAUCUAAUCUAUUUAAAUGCUGAUCACAACCAUUUCACGGGUCCAGUGCCAAGAAGCCUAAAGAAUUGCCCGAGUAUUCUUAAAAUCAGGCUGGAUGGCAACCAAUUGGAAGGAGAUAUAGCACAAGAUUUUGGUGUAUAUCCAAAUUUGGAUUACAUUGAUUUGAGCGACAACAAGCUAUACGGCCAAAUUUCACCAAACUGGGGGAAGUGCCACAAUCUUAAUACAUUGAAGAUAUCCAACAAUAAUAUUUCUGGUGGUAUACCAAUAGAACUUGUUGAGGCAACCAAGCUAGGUGUCCUUCACCUUUCUUCUAACCACUUGAAUGGAAAACUUCCAAAGGAAUUAGGGAAUAUGAAAUCAUUAAUUCAACUCAAGAUUAGCAACAACAAUAUUUCUGGAAACAUUCCUACAGAAAUUGGAUCACUGCAAAAUCUUGAAGAAUUGGAUCUUGGAGAUAAUCAGCUGAGUGGCACAAUACCGAUAGAAGUUGUGAAAUUACCCAAGUUAUGGUAUUUGAAUUUGAGCAAUAAUAGAAUAAAUGGAAGCAUUCCCUUUGAGUUUCACCAAUUUCAGCCUCUUGAAUCUCUUGAUCUUAGCGGGAAUUUGUUGAGUGGAACAAUACCAAGACCACUUGGAGACUUGAAGAAACUGCGCUUGUUGAAUCUCUCUCGCAAUAAUCUUUCUGGAAGUAUUCCCUCCAGUUUUGAUGGCAUGUCAGGUUUAACUUCGGUGAACAUAUCAUACAACCAGUUAGAAGGGCCACUUCCUAAAAAUCAAGCCUUUCUUAAGGCUCCAAUUGAGUCGUUGAAAAAUAACAAGGACUUGUGUGGCAACGUCACUGGCUUGAUGCUUUGCCCAACCAACCGCAAUCAAAAGAGGCACAAGGGCAUUCUAUUGGUUUUAUUUAUUAUCCUGGGUGCUCUUACACUAGUAUUGUGUGGGGUGGGAGUUUCAAUGUACAUUCUUUGUUUGAAAGGUAGCAAGAAAGCAACCCGUGCUAAAGAAUCAGAAAAGGCACUGUCUGAAGAAGUGUUUUCCAUAUGGAGUCAUGAUGGAAAAGUUAUGUUUGAAAAUAUCAUUGAAGCUACCGAUAACUUCAAUGACAAAUACCUCAUUGGAGUUGGAGGGCAAGGGAGUGUUUACAAGGCUGAGUUGUCUUCAGAUCAGGUUUAUGCGGUGAAGAAGCUUCAUGUGGAAGCAGAUGGAGAGCAGCACAAUCUUAAAGCUUUUGAAAAUGAAAUUCAAGCUUUGACCGAAAUCAGGCACCGUAACAUUAUAAAGCUCUGUGGAUAUUGCAAACAUACACGGUUCUCAUUUUUGGUUUAUAAGUUCUUAGAAGGGGGUAGCUUGGAUCAAAUACUAAGCAAUGACACAAAAGCAGCUGCAUUUGACUGGGAAAAGAGGGUGAAUGUUGUUAAAGGUGUGGCCAAUGCUUUAUCCUAUAUGCAUCAUGAUUGCUCACCUCCAAUUAUUCAUCGAGACAUAUCAAGCAAGAAUAUUCUUUUGGAUUCACAAUAUGAAGCCCAUGUCUCUGAUUUUGGGACAGCUAAGAUUCUCAAGCCUGAUUCACACACUUGGACCACGUUUGCAGUCACCUAUGGGUACGCAGCUCCAGAGCUUGCCCAGACUACGGAAGUGACAGAGAAAUGUGAUGUAUUCAGUUUUGGAGUUCUUUGUCUAGAAAUCAUCAUGGGGAAGCAUCCAGGAGAUCUCAUGUCUUCAUUGUUAUCUUCAUCUUCAGCAACAAUAACUUAUAAUUUGUUACUAAUUGAUGUGCUAGACCAAAGGCCUCCUCAACCUCUAAACUCAAUUGUUGGGGAUGUCAUUUUGGUUGCAAGCUUGGCAUUUUCUUGCAUAAGUGAAAAUCCAAGUUCUCGCCCAACCAUGGAUCAAGUGUCUAAAAAGCUUAUGAUGGGGAAACCACCUUUAGCAGACCAGUUCCCUAUGAUUAGACUUGGACAACUCCUCUAAAGCACUGAACUACUGAAAUAUUUUGUUUUUCUCUCUGUAAACCGUGUAUCCUUUAUCUUAUGCUGUAAGCUUGUAUGUAUUGUCACUGUAAUAUAUCCUCAUGUACAAGUUACUUGAGCAGCUAGCUAGGUUUUGUGGUUCAAAUGUUAGUGGGAUUGGGACUCUGAUGUGGGGAAUAAUCCUUAGUGGAGUCUGAUCAUGCAUAUGUUCAAGUUAUUGGUUUGAAUAAAAGUAAAGUAAGAAUGAUUGACUUUUUGA
Molecule: messenger RNA, 3659 nt
Organism: Glycine soja
Lineage: Eukaryota; Viridiplantae; Streptophyta; Magnoliopsida; Fabales; Fabaceae
Product: MDIS1-interacting receptor like kinase 2-like
Exons: 2
Coding region: 153-3401 (1082 amino acids)
Biological process (GO): protein phosphorylation
Molecular function (GO): ATP binding; protein kinase activity; protein binding
Source: RefSeq, a predicted model, not a curated record